Molecule: messenger RNA, 2170 nt
Organism: Penaeus indicus
Lineage: Eukaryota; Metazoa; Arthropoda; Malacostraca; Decapoda; Penaeidae
Gene: IntS10
Product: integrator complex subunit 10-like
Exons: 13
Coding region: 3-2081 (692 amino acids)
Biological process (GO): snRNA processing
Cellular component (GO): integrator complex
Source: RefSeq, a predicted model, not a curated record
CAAUGUCACCAGAGGAGGAGCAGAGUCGGCUUUCUGAUGAGGAAUAUUUAAUAUUUCGCGCUAAGGAAGAACAAAAACGUGAUCCCUGUGCCGCGAAAUGUUGGAUGAUAACAGCUCAAGCUCUGUUUCCGCAAAAUUUUGGAAUUCAGUUUGAGGUGUAUCAGAUUGAAAAAGCAGCAAAGAAUGUGAAGGAAGCAGCAAAAUGUCUUGGUGUUUUAUUGCGAAAAUUUGUGUCAGAGCCAUUGCUAUGGAGGGAGGUGGAUACUAUCAUGGCAGCCUUGAGGCAGACAACUCCAGACUCUCAAACAUCCUUUCUGGCAUAUUUAUUUAACAUGCUUCCUAAAGAUGUACAGCUUAGUAUGGUAUUAUCAGCAGCAGAAAGGUCACAGGACACAAUGACACGCUGCCGUCUCAUGCUACUACUGACAACCACAUUUCCAGAAACUACUGCUCAUCAUGGGCUGAAACUAGUGGAAAGCUUGUUAGCAGCAGAAAAGCACUGCACAGGCCCAAUAAAUCCAUUUCGCAGAAUGCUUGUGUGUGAGCUCCUACCAAGGUUGUUGCAGACUCGUGGGUUGGAAGUGCGGCCAAAGACUCUUCAUAGCCUCCUGUCCAGAGCUAUUGAAUUUUACGUUGCAUAUGUAACCACACCUCCAAAGGUUAUGCAGAGUAUGCUGGAAAGUGACAGCAAGAUUGAAGACCCUUGGCAGCAGCUGUUUUCUGUCGUUCAGUUAAUUGGCUGGAAUCUGGGAUGGGACUUGGCAUCAUACUUUGAGAAUAUCAGCAACAGGGAGAUUAUUCUCCAGAGGAUACAGGCCUUGGUUGAAGGAGGAGCAAGACUUGGAGGCCCAAAGGGUGAAGGAGGAGAAGAUGUGCGGGAGGUUUUGUAUACCACACUGACAGUCUUCCUUCAUGCACUAAUGGAUUACACUAAACGACUGUACCCUGAUUUUAACCAAGCUGAAGGUAGCACUGCAAGCAAUCCUCCGAUGGCUCUGGUUGAAGCUUUUGUAUAUCCAGAAUGUGAGAGAGAAGAGACGGUAAUAAUGCCUCCCAAACGAUCUCGCCCAUCUCUGGAUGAAGAUCCUACUAUUCCUGUAAUUACUGUAAGUCGUCCAACACCCGUUGGCCCAGCCCCAGCUGCAGGUGCAGUAGUUGGUCUUCCUGUAAGCACUCCUGGAGGGAUUUCUGCAGGAGGGUUGUCACAGGCCCUCACCACAGCUAUCAAGUGCUGGGAUUUACUGAAUUCCUAUGAACAGCUUCGAGCAGAAUUUGUGCGUCUCUUAGAGAGCCUUGGCACUGAACGGUGGUGGUGGCUAAGAGUGUUUACAGUUGACAUGCUGAUUUAUCAAGGUCGACUGGCAGAAGCAGCACGUGAGCUGAGACACACAUUAACUCAUCGAGGCACUCAGUUGCCAACUACCCUCAUCAGCACAAACUUGAAAUUAGCUUCUGUCUUAUAUGCCAUGAACAACCUUUCUGGGGCAGCAGAAGCUGUGCUUGAAGUAGUGACUCAAUUACCAGGCUGGGUAGGUGGGGGAGGCCUCUCAGGAGACCUCUGUAUCACAGCAGCUCCAAACAGACGUCAUCUCCAUGUACUGGCUUUGACUCGCUCUCAGUGCCUCCAGUUUGCCACAACCCUUCUUAUACAUGCUCUCAGACAAAGAAUAAUUAUUGAUAGGCACAGUGAUGAUCUAUGUAUAGGACAUCUGAUCACCCUUUUACAGUAUGAAUGGCCAAAAUAUGUAAGUACAUUUGAGGAAGUUCUUCAAAUCAUCAGAAAGCAAGGCGGAUUCUCCUACCCACUUUUCUACACUUAUAUCACUACACCAGACAUUCUUGAAGAAUUUAUGUAUCUUGCUACCAAAGAAGGGGGAAGUUUGCAGUUGGACAUCAUUCCUGUCAACCAUACAAAUAAACAACAAAGAACAAUAUCAACUCGUGGCAUUGACAGAGAUCUUAAGAAUGACUUCAAGAUUGGAAUGAAGAAGCUCAUGCUCCGAAGCUCAGAACCUGUUGAAGCUAAUAUCAUUACCUUUUUGACUUGUGAGGGAACUUUGGUACAUCAGAACUUAAUGUGAGAGUGAAGUGAUUAAUCAACCUACAAAUUAUAUAUUUCUGGUGGUUAAGUAUAAUGACUGACAGUUUUCUAAUAAAAACUAGUACAAGA